Molecule: messenger RNA, 1386 nt
Organism: Monomorium pharaonis (pharaoh ant)
Lineage: Eukaryota; Metazoa; Arthropoda; Insecta; Hymenoptera; Formicidae
Exons: 3
Coding region: 216-1244 (342 amino acids)
Source: RefSeq, a predicted model, not a curated record
CUACAUUUCGUCGGUAUAACAGAGGUUUCUUAACCUGAAUAUUCGUCACUUUAACGAUUUAAUAUCUCGCUUCUCGGGACAGAACGACGCUCUUUUCUGCCAGAUUCGUUUGUUUGAAGCAAAACUGAAUCGAAUAAGCACAACUACAUCGAUAUUUGAAUGUCAGUGCUUAAACUAAAUAAUUACCACCUAAUCCUUUAAUAAACACAUCAAAUAUGAGUUAUUUUAGCGAUUUGCAUCAAAUAUCGGAUAUUUCGAGUAUUUCAGCAAUUUCUCAAUCCAGUAGUCGAUUAAUUAGUAGAGUGGAUUUGUCCCAAAGUUUAUUAGAUAAUUAUCCAUGUGCUAUAAAAAGUAACAAUAGAUUUCCAAUAAUCCAAGAAACAAGUGUGAUUGAAAAAACAAUGAACUCUUUAGCAUUGUGCGAGGAAAAUAUAAGUGAACACAUAAAAACUAAUAUAGUUUAUCAGUGUAUGAAAGAAGUGUCCUUGAACCACAAAGAUGUUCUGUCUAAAAGCACAGCAAACAAAUUACAAAUAUUACUCUUAAUUUAUCAACUGGAUAAGUAUAUGCAUCUUCCUUCAACAACAAAACAUAUGCAAGAUAAAUUGAUGCUUUUGGGAAUUAUUGAUUUGCCGUUAUGUGACUUUAAUCCUGAUGAAAGAUUAGAGGUGAAAUGUUGCAUUGAAACAAUGCUACGUGAAAGAAUACACCAUAUGAUGCUCAGAUAUGAAGCCUUAGGAGGAAAUGCUAAGGAAGCGUCAAGAAAUAAUGAAUGUGACGUGCACAAUAAAUUCUUAGAAUAUUAUGAUGCACCAGCAAUGCAAUGGAAGAAUAAAGUUGAGGAUUUGAUUUCGCAAUGUGAAAGUGACUUGCUGAAAUACAUAAACUUAAUGGACAAAUGGAAUAAGCUGAAAUAUGAAGAUAUAAGCCAAGCAUAUUUAGAAAAAGCAGGGUAUUUAUUGCUGCAGGCACAAAUUGCCGAAUUACAGGCAAAGAUAACAAAGCUCUCUUGUACAAUCAGAAUGUUCAAAGAGACUUCGACUACUAUUAAUGCUUUUAAAAAGCUAAAUCGAAUAGUCGAGGGGAAGUUAAAAAUGGUUUCUGAUGAGAUCCGCCAGAAAGAAGAUUUGAAAAAACUGUAUGAUAAUUUGAAAAAUACAGAAUAUGAGGAGGUGUUAUCAAUCCACUUGCAGCUUUGUAACGCAAUAAAGAAAAAAAGACACAUCUUGGACAUGUUGAAAUAGUUCUGUAAAUAAGAGGAGAAUUUAAUAAUCAAAACAAUAUAUAUUUAUAUUGUUUUUGAUUUAAGUAAAUAUUUGUUUCGCAUUUGUUUUGUAAUCUAUAUAUCGAUUAGCUCUUAAUAAAUAUUCUACAAGUUUACAAUUU